GUCUCACAAUCGCUCGGCCCGGCGGCGAGUCGGCAGGGAUAGAGACCCUGGUACCUGUAGCGCUUCUGUCAGCUCCCGUCGACAGCUGAGGACUAACGCGCUAGCUGCGAACGGGCUUAACAGGGGGAGAUAUCGGUUUCACCCGGGCUUGUCGGGGGAGUUUGUAGCGACAAGGACUCCCGUUACAAACUCUACAAGUGUCGGACUCACCUAGAGGCUACAGGCUAGACAGCCAGCUCUUCAAAACUACAGACGUCUGAAGUUCUCUUUAUCGGACGUUUUACCAAUUGAGGAACCAUAGAUGGACGGAGACUGCCACAGUCCUCUGGUGGGGGACACGGCUCCCCCUCCCACCUCCACGGACCCGACACCGGACCUGCCCGGAUCAGCCGUCGGGCCCGCCCUCUCCUGCGGCCUGAGGGCCACAGAGACGCUCCCGGAGCCUGAAGCAAGCCCCAUGAAGGCAACGCUGCCAAACAGUAACCAGGUCCGAUCCGUAGUCCUGUGCGGAGUACCGAUCAUCUCCCUCAUGAUGGAAGGGAAAGAUCGUCUGUGUCUGGCGCAGAUCUCCAACACUUUACUCAAGAGUUUCAGUUAUAACGAGAUCCACAACCGCCGCGUGGCGCUCGGCAUCACCUGUGUGCAGUGCACGCCUGUCCAGCUGGAGCUGCUGCGGCGCGCCGGCGCCAUGCCCAUCUCGUCCCGCCGCUGCGGUAUGAUCACCAAGCGCGAGGCCGAGCGUCUCUGCAAGUCCUUCUUCGGAGACACCACGCCGCCCAAGCUGCCCGAGAACUUCGCCUUCGAGGUCGCGCACGAGUGCUCUUGGGGCUGCCGCGGCAGAUUUUACCCGUCCCGCUACAACAGCUCCCGAGCCAAGUGUGUGAAGUGCAUCUUCUGUAACAUCUUCUUCUCACCCAACAAGUUCAUCUUCCACUGCCACCGCAUGCCCGACUCCAAGUACAAGGUCGGCGAAGAACAUCCAGACGCAGCGAACUUUAACGCGUGGCGGCGGCACCUGAAGCUGGCGGCGGACCAGCCUCCGAACGACCUGCUGUACGCCUGGGAGGACGUCAAGGCCAUGUUCAACGGCGGCAACAGGAAACGCGCCCUCAGCAACGCCUGCAGCUCCGCCUCGCAGUCUCACGCCAAGAAGCAGAAGUUUCAACAGGAACAGAAAAUGUCUCUAGAACAGACGAGCAUGCCGACAUUCCCCCUGGACCCGUCCUUCCCCAUCCCUCCCUUCGGCAGCAAGACGUUCAUCUCUCCCCCGUACUUCCUCCGCCCGCAGUGCCUACCACACAUCCCGAUAUGCUCCUCCGCUGUUUCCAGCAUUCACGACAAAACGUCCACCCAGAGCAAGAGCAUGCACCCGUUCGUGCUGGACAACUUCUUCCACUACAACUUCCCCCCGUUCGGCCUGCCGGCCCUCACGAGCGACCGAAACCAGACGUUUCGGAGCGAAGGUCGCGAAAGUCCCGCUGUGACCACACAGCCUGAUCUCUACCUGCCGAAGAUCGGGAUGGCCAGCACCAUCACCUCGCUACGGAGUCCCAUAGUCGGGUACAUGUCAGCCUUCCGUCCCGUCCUGAGAGGCCCGUCCGGGCGAGAGAGGGGGGCCAACAUGAUACUGCCAGGGACAGACGCCGACUUUUCAACAAUGACGUCGUCCGAGGACGGCGAAGAUGAGAGCGGCCACAGUGGUACAGGUGGCUCCGAUGUGCCAGUCGUAGCGGAUGUCAAAGAGAUCCCCAAAGAGCGAACACACUUAGAAGACUCACGUAUAGCACAUGACCAUGGAAGCAGCAGAAACUGGGUCGGGUCCCACAGCAUAGCUGCGCUGGGAAGUGGUGAAGGUUUUCCGAACAUUGCAUCAGGUCAGCAGGUACAGAUAACCCCGGCACCCGAGCGGUUUGGCGGUGUGACAGCCUUGGAAGAGGAGGACGGUCCUGGAACAUCAGCGUCUUCAGCCGUAUCUGAAAAUAUCGCUGAAGAAAUCAUCCGACUCAUCGUCGAGAGAAGACAGAUCGAGAAGGAGUGUCAGAUAUUGAAAGAUGCCAUCCAUGGCCAGAUGCAGCGGGAGCUAGCCUACAGAGAAGACAUGGCGAGGCAGGUACAACUGGUCAGAGACUCCCUACGGAGUGAGAUAGACCAGGAGAAGGCUACAAGGCUGACGGCACAACAGAAGCUCAAAGAGGCCCACGACGCUCUGCACAAUUUCUCCUGCGAGAUGCUGGUGACCCGAAGUCGUGAAGACAACUAGGAACAUCAGCGAUGAUUGCUGGGGGCGAAAUAAGUACCGAUUGUUUUCAGGCUUACCUGUGAAAUGGGCCAUUUCAAGCUGAUACCAAUUAAGUGAUUUCAAUGUCAUGUCUCUUACUCUUGUGUUGAAACCAGGAAUUUAUGUUUGGGAAGCACUCAAGAUUUAAAUCUGUCGGUAAUGUAAGUGCAGACUAUCAAAUGAAGAGAUGUAUCUACUAUCUAUAUCAGAAUGCCUGCAUUUUGCUGUAUUUAACAUUCCCUGUUGAUACAACAUGUAGUAUGCGAAGUGUGAUGCUUAUCACUUUGUUCACGUCUGCGUUUUUGAUGUGUGGAUCUUGAGUAAUGGCAUUGUCUGGUAACAGUGUUUUCUGGCACGUUUCCUCUCCAGUUAUAUGUUAACAAACUCACCGUUGCU
Branchiostoma floridae (Florida lancelet) is the source of this 2674-nucleotide messenger RNA. Its product is annotated as ski oncogene-like. Gene Ontology annotation, molecular function: SMAD binding; DNA-binding transcription factor activity, RNA polymerase II-specific; RNA polymerase II cis-regulatory region sequence-specific DNA binding. The transcript is spliced from 10 exons. Gene Ontology annotation, biological process: negative regulation of BMP signaling pathway; negative regulation of transcription by RNA polymerase II. The record is from RefSeq and is a predicted model, not a curated record. Lineage: Eukaryota; Metazoa; Chordata; Leptocardii; Amphioxiformes; Branchiostomatidae. Bases 302 to 2260 code for a protein of 652 amino acids. Gene Ontology annotation, cellular component: nucleus; transcription regulator complex.